UCUGCAAAGGUAUCUAUGUUCUUUGGAGGAUGCUGGGAAAUGAGUAUACCUGUCAAUCACAUCAAGUGGCUAAGUUCCCACAGGCAUUUUGGUUGCACCAUCUUCGUGCAUCAAUGAAAAGUCCAAAUAUGGCUUUGUUCAAGCAACAGAAGGUGGAAGAUGUUUACGAAAUUGGGGAAGAGCUGGGAAGUGGCCAGUUUGCUAUAGUGAAGAAAUGUCGAGAAAAAAGCACCGGUGUGGAGUAUGCUGCUAAAUUCAUUAAAAAACGUCAAAGUCGGGCCAGCCGUCGUGGAGUGAGACGCGAGGAAAUCGAACGGGAGGUUACUAUUCUGCAGCAGAUCCUGCAUGCCAAUAUCAUCAAGUUGCAUGACAUCUAUGAGAACAAGACGGAUGUGGUCCUCAUCCUUGAGCUAGUUUCUGGAGGAGAACUUUUUGACUUCCUGGCACAGAAGGAGUCUUUGAGUGAAGAGGAAGCAACCAGAUUCAUCAAGCAGAUUUUGGAUGGUGUGAAUUACCUUCACUCUAAGAAAAUUGCUCACUUUGAUUUAAAGCCUGAAAACAUUAUGCUUCUAGACAAGAAUAUCCCUAUUCCACACAUCAAACUCAUUGAUUUCGGCCUGGCUCACAAAAUAGAGGAGGGAGUUGAGUUUAAAAACAUCUUUGGAACGCCAGAAUUUGUAGCUCCAGAAAUAGUAAAUUAUGAACCGCUUGGACUAGCUGCAGAUAUGUGGAGCAUAGGAGUCAUCACCUACAUACUCCUGAGCGGUGCAUCGCCUUUCCUUGGAGAAACUAAACAAGAAACGCUUGCCAACAUCACAGCUGUGAAUUAUGAAUUUGAUGAAGAAUUUUUCAGCAAUACCAGUGACCUGGCAAAAGAUUUUAUUCAGAAGCUCCUCGUGAAAGAUACACGGAAACGGCUUACAAUUCAGGAAGCUCUGUCUCAUCCGUGGAUAACGCCAGUGGACAACCAACAGGCUUUGGUUCGGAAAGCAUCUGUUGUUAACAUGGAAAACUUCAAAAGGCAAUAUGCUAGAAGGCGAUGGAAGCUUUCUUACCGUAUUGUCUCAUUGUGCAACCACUUAUCUCGUUCGCUGGUGAAAAGGGUCCUAAUACAAGAUGAAAGUUUGAGAAACUGUGAAAGCGACAAUGAGGAUCCUUCACAGAGAAGAGCCACUCACCAGAGGAGAAGCAGCAUAUCCUGAAGUCAUGAGAGUUCAUGGGCAGGAGACAGAGGAAACACUCAUCCUUGCUGAAAAAAGCAGCCCUGACAGUAGACUUUGACUUCUUGUCUGAAUCCUUGGUAUGAUACUUCUCACUUCUCAAACUAACCAGGAGCUGGAUGAUGUUAUUAAACAUCUACUGAGCAUUUUAGAAACUUGGGGAUCCAGAUUCCCGGGGAAAUGCCACAGCACAAGCACCAACUGGAGUGCUCUUGUAUGUUGAGUGUUUCAGUGCUGCUUCAAUCUAUUUGUGAUAUCAACUGCACUCAGGACGUAGGGCUUCUACUGAUAUUCUUUUACUGCAAAAUAAUUCACAUUCUGCACAAUGAUUAAGACUGUGCAUUAUUAUUUCAGUCAGGGAAAUUGUUAUUGAGUCUUAAGGAAUUUUUUUUUAUUACAAUUUUUAUAUUUGUUAAUAGCAUAAAUAUUUAAUGGCAGAUAUCUGACAGGCUUUGUUAGCUGUGUGCAACACUCUGCUAUUGCUGUCAUUGAAGAGAAAAUCAUAGUGCAAUUACAUAUCAUAACCUUGAUUUCACAAACCUAGUGGUAAACAGCUCUAUACUGCAAUAAGAAUUGUGCUCUAGCUGUCAUCUUUGGCUGAAGACUAGCACAACUGCCAUUGACAAUUUGAGUACAACUGACUCUGGCCACUGAGAGGAGGAGAUGGGCUAUUUUUGGAUGAAAAAGAGAGAAAAAUUCUGUAGUGAAUUACAUGCACCCAAAUACAAUGUUUUUACAGAAUGAUGGCAGGAUGCUUCACCGAAACAGGGCACUUAAAAACGCAAGGUAUAUGAAGAAAUGGUCUUUAUUAGACUUUGUUAUUGUUUUAAUUUAUUGUGAGCAAAUUGGAGGUUCAUUAAUGCCUCUUUGUAUAGGUGCUGUUUACAUGUAACCCAAACUUCAAACAUCUGUGUUUUUAUUCAGGGGGUUGUAUCCAAAAUUGAGGAAGUAAGCACUUUGACAGUGAUGUAACUUCUUUGUGCUAGGAAGUUGCAUCAUUUUAACUAUAUUAGUUCAGUAUUGUCCAAUUGGUACCAAAAACGUGCAUAGACAAGGUUAUUUUUUCACUGAAUAUAUUAGUUGGUAGAUGUUCAUAUUUAUUUUGAUACUUCUUAAAUUAAAAUUCAGAAAGCAAGCCUACUAGAAACAACUAUAGAUUGACAAGGAAACUGGGUUUGUUUGGCUUUAUGGUUGUCGUUUCUAGGAUGAGGUUUUAGAGCUGAAGGUGUGAACUGGGGUUGAAAACUAGUGUCAGGGUUAUUUUGCCUGGCUUCCAGUUUCCAAGAAAGAAAUAAAAAUAUGCUGCUUUUAUUUGUAGCUUUGUUAUCCUUGCUUAGGCAGAGAGUAAAAUGCAGUUGAGGAGAAAGUAUUUCUAUGAAAGGAAGGAAACGUACGAAGAAGCAUUAGAAGAGAGAGGCAGAAGGUAGUAUUUGAGGGAAGAAAGACAAAAUGAAGGAGAUGGUGGUGGUAGGAAAGCAGUGGAGAGGAAUGAGCAUGAGGGACACGUAGGGAGCAGAGGUGACUGGGAAGGUUGAAGGAAGGGGAAGAGAAUGUAGAUACAGGAAUUGUGGAAGAAUGUUUUGGCAAAUAUGGCACUGCAUUGUGAUAUUAUUUAUUUCAUUUCAUUUAAUUUCAUGUCUUGUGCUGCCGUAGCCUGUGACAUGUGCCUGAAGCAGAGCAUGGGCUUCUCUUCACAUUCAAUUAAAAGGUGUAUGUCUGAGCUUUCUGUGUAAUUUUUGAGGCAGAAUCCUCAAAAUAUAUAGUGUCCUGUAGCAAUAAAUAUAUUAAGAGGGAGCAAUAAUGGGGAAAAGUAUUGUUUCUGUGUCUGGAGGGAAUUUUUCAUAGAUAGAACACUAAAUAGAUAUAUUUGGAAAAAAAAGAUGGCCAAAUUUGCUUCCUGCUUUCUCUGUCCUGUGCUUUACCCUUACUUCAUUCCCUGGACUAUGGAAAACCAAAUAAACUUGGAGCCAGUGAUAUUUUUAUGAAUUCCUGGAGUUUCAAAACACCCUUGGCCUCCAGAUUAGAGAUUUCAGGAUGCGUACAUAAAUUUCACUUCUGAAAAUUAAGCCUUUGUUAAACCAGCUGUUAGGUCGUUGCAUCAGAAUUGUGCUCUCCUGGAGAUGAGCUGGUUCUUAGGUAAAAUCCCAGCAACUGUUGAGCAAGAUGGGAUGUAGCAGAAAGACAUUACAGACAGCUCACGGCGUUUGGUCUUCAGUCACCUUUUUGCCCAGGUCAGCUGAGGACAGGAGCGCUGCCGUGGUCACAGGAGAGCAGCAGGGCUGGCCCUUCUCUGCGGCACUCAGUGGUUCCGUAGCUUCACGUGGCUCCCGGGUGAUGUGGCUCUUCUCUCUGCACAGAAACCACAACAACCAGGGCUGCUGCCAGGCCAAACCGCCCCUGACUGUUCCAGACAGGAGCGUGCUGCCGCUGGAUAAUCUCUUGCUCUCAGGACUAACGUUUGUGAUUUAUUAGGAAAUUUUACUCUGUAUUUUGUUGGGUUUUUUUCUCCAAAUGUGGUGUCCUUUGUAUUUAUCUCCCCUAUCUAUUCCGGUGAGGUGGAAAUUCAGCCCUGUUUCAGGGAGGUGUAGUCUAAUUAAACUGUGUUUACAGCACUGGAGGACACCUUCUCAGCGCAGAGCUGAGUUUUGUUCUUUGCCAUUGGUGGGUUUUGAGGAACAACCCAGAGGUUCCUUUUAUUAAGGACAAACAAAACAAAAAAAAGAAAGUGUGGGAGGGAAGCAGGGUGGUGGGAAGGGAGAUGCGUCACCAUCCCUGGAGGUGUUUAAAAGACAGGUAGACAUAGUGCUGAGGGCCAUGGUUUAGCCAUGGUGUUUGUCAGUGUUAGGUUGAUGGUUUGGACUCCAUGAUCUGAAAAGUCCCUUCCAACCUCGGCAAUUCUAUGAUUCUAUGUAGUACACUUUAAUAGAACGAUUUAUGUUACAGAGUUUACUUUGGUGGAGAAGAAAAAAAAAAUCUAUUUUCUGUGUAUUAUUUUUAAGCAGUAAGGAACCUGGAGAUAAGUGAUAGACUGAAAAAAGAUAAGUAUUUUUAUUAAAGUAAGACUAUUUUUAUUGUUAUUUUAGUGGUGACGUUUUUAAAUCUCUGUGCCUCUAUUUUUAUUAAGAGAAAUACUGAUUUUUUUUUUUAUAUACUUGGAAAUAGUACCGACUGUCAAAAAUAACAAAUAUAUUUGUUAUUCUGAUUUGCUAAUAAAACUUUGC
Calidris pugnax (ruff) is the source of this 4441-nucleotide messenger RNA. It is a transcript of the gene DAPK2, whose product is annotated as death-associated protein kinase 2. Gene Ontology annotation, molecular function: protein serine/threonine kinase activity; ATP binding. Gene Ontology annotation, biological process: protein phosphorylation; positive regulation of apoptotic process; intracellular signal transduction. The record is from RefSeq and is a predicted model, not a curated record. Lineage: Eukaryota; Metazoa; Chordata; Aves; Charadriiformes; Scolopacidae. Bases 30 to 1202 code for a protein of 390 amino acids. The transcript is spliced from 12 exons. Gene Ontology annotation, cellular component: nucleus; cytoplasm.